CUAACUCCCCGCGCCCUGUCCUGUGGUCAGGUCGGCUGUGGGAAGGCAGUGCUUGCUCGUGUAUUUUCCCCCGCGUCUGUGGCUUGUUACAAGUUCUGACUCCCAGGGACCCAUCUUGCCUGUCCGGGGUCCAAGAUGGACAAAGUCUGUGCGGUCUUUGGAGGCUCCCGGGGGAUCGGCAGGGCUGUAGCCCAGCUAAUGGCACAGAAGGGCUACCGUCUGGCGAUCGUCGCCAGAAACCUGGAAGUGGCCAAAGCCGCCGCCGGCGAGCUCGGCGGAAACCACUUGGCAUUUAGCUGUGACGUUGCUAAAGAGCAGGAUGUUCAAAAUACAUUUGAGGAGAUGGAGAAACAUUUAGGUCCAGUACAUUUCUUGGUAAACGCAGCUGGUAUUAACAGAGAUGGGCUUUUAGUAAGAACAAAAACCGAAGAUAUGAUAUCUCAGCUUCACACUAACCUCUUGGGCUCCAUGCUGACAUGCAAAGCUGCCAUGAAGACGAUGAUUCAGCGGGGCGGCUCCAUCGUGAAUGUAGGGAGUAUUAUUGGUUUAAAAGGCAACGUGGGCCAGUCUGUGUACAGCGCCAGCAAAGGAGGGCUCGUUGGGUUUUCACGCUCGCUUGCUAAAGAGGUUGCGCGGAAGAAAAUCAGAGUAAAUGUGGUUGCACCAGGAUUUAUUCACACGGAUAUGACAAAACACUUGAAAGAAGAGCACUUAAAGAAAAGCAUCCCUCUUGGGAGGUUUGGAGACGCUCUGGAGGUGGCGCAUGCGGUGGUGUUUCUCUUGGAGUCACCGUACGUCACGGGACAUGUUCUGGUUGUGGAUGGAGGCUUACAACUCACUGUCUAACUAGACGUGAUUCUGUUGUGAUUCUUGGGGAUUAGGGUCAAGUGCAUAGUUUUCUGUUAAUUAGGCCAUCAUAUCUAUGAGUGACAUUUGAUGCUAAAAUGAUUAUUUGUAUGAACGCAUUUCAAAAGAACAAUGUGUGAUCAAUUGUAAUCUAAAAGGUAUGAAUUCUCAAUCUUUAGAGACCAUAGCAAUUUUAGUACAUAGAUAUUUUGUAAGGUAUAUACAUCUGUAUUAACUUAUGUAUCUUUGCCUUGAAAAUAGAAAAUUCUGUUGUCUAAUUGUGACAGUUUAAUUGUAUCAAGCUGGAUUUUUAAGACACCAACUUUGUGCUAUUGCAAAAAUAAGAGUAUUUACUGAAGGUUGAGAUCAGUUGUUUUAUUAGUUACUUUUUAAAGUCGUCAUGGUAAAACACCAUGACCAAAAGCAACUUAGAGGAGAAAAGGGUCUCUUGAUGCUUACGGUUCCAGAGAGACGGGAUCCCUCAUGGCUGGGAAGUCAGGACAACAGUCAGGGAAGGCAUGGUGAUGGGAAUGGGAAGCUAGCUGGUCACAUUUCAUCCAUACACAGGAAGCACGGGAGGGAACAGGAAGUGGAGCCCGGCUGUGAAAUCUCAAAGCCCAUCUCCAGUGACAUACUUCUUUUGGCAAGACUUCACUUCCUAAAGGUUCCAUAACUUUUCCGAACGGUUCCACUGACUUGGGACCAAGGUCCAGGCAUGAAUCUGUAAGGAAAUUGCACAUUAAAGCACAGCGCUUUAGCAGCCUC
Mesocricetus auratus (golden hamster) is the source of this 1611-nucleotide messenger RNA. It is a transcript of the gene Cbr4, whose product is annotated as carbonyl reductase 4. The record is from RefSeq and is a predicted model, not a curated record. Lineage: Eukaryota; Metazoa; Chordata; Mammalia; Rodentia; Cricetidae. The transcript has 5 exons. The coding region runs from base 136 to 846 and encodes 236 amino acids. Gene Ontology annotation, molecular function: quinone binding; oxidoreductase activity, acting on the CH-OH group of donors, NAD or NADP as acceptor. Gene Ontology annotation, biological process: fatty acid biosynthetic process.